Symbiodinium sp. CCMP2592 is the source of this 1152-nucleotide messenger RNA. The record is from the annotation of a GenBank genome assembly. Lineage: Eukaryota; Dinophyceae; Suessiales; Symbiodiniaceae.
AUGAAGUUCCAUGCAGUCCUGAGACUUUACCUUCUUCUCGUGCGAUCCUCUUCAACAUACUUGCGAUCGCCAAAGGUAGCAGAAGCACAAGCUCACCACCUGGCGAAGGAUGGCGCCUUCAGCAGCCUUGUCAAGAAUCCCGAGCUUGACAAGGUGACCAACGUCUCGCUGGAUGUGGAGCCACCGCCGACGCUGAAUUUCUUGUUUAUGGCCUUGGACAAGCUUCCACACAAGACGAUCUGGGAGCGCUUCUUCCAGAACAGAGGCACAGGAGGAGGCGCUUUCCGUGCAUUGGUGCACUGCAAGAACGAGAACAGUUGCCAAGAUGAUCUCAAGGAACAUCCGGUCUUCAGCUUGAUUGAAACGGUUGAGACAGAGUAUUGCUUCGGCCUUGUCGCUGCCAUGAACAAGCUUUUGCAAGCUGCAAUAGACGCAGGGACAGGGCAGCGUAACGACAAGUUCGUUUUUGUGUCCGAAACGACGCUGCCCGUAAAGCCUUUUCAAUUCGUAUACCGGCAUUUGACUGCCGACGACGACUCCCAUUUCUGUUUCUUCCCCGUACAUUGGCUGCGGUGGAGCGAAGAUGACUCGGCCGGAAACAUCUUCGCCGGUUUCACAAGCUGGCUUGCAGCAAUCGAAGACGACCUGUUUCCCGUCGAGCACAGGGGAACAGAGCGGCUGGCUCCAAAGCACCAUCAGUGGAUGGUCUUGAGCCGGAGACACGCGUUGCUUGCGAUUCGAAGGGCACUGAUGUUCCCUCAACUGUUGUCCGACUUGGGGGUGAACCAUCCAGGGAAAGCUUCCGGAUGCAGUGAUGAGUUUUGGCACUUCAACACGUUGUACGACGGUGUCAACGUUACUGAUCUUACAGCAGCAUCGCUUGUGCACUUAGAUGGCAUCGCCAACGGAGACCUCCGGUAUGAUGCCCACGAGCCACAGGGACAAUGCGACACAUUCGUGUACUGGCAGUCCAAGGAUGAUGGCGCAGCUGGCCCUGCAAAGAGCUUGGGGCGGAGGCUUGAGGCGGAUGCCUUUACCCACCUGUCCCACAAGGCCGGGUGUUUCGUGGUGGUAUCAGUUUUGUAUCGGUGGUUGUGUGUGAGCUUGUGUGUGUGUGUGUGUGAGUGUGUGACCCUGUGUGUGUGUGUGUGA